AAUUGAAACAAUAUUUAGUAGGCUGCUGUGUCAACAAAGCGGGUGCAAUAGUGGUAAUCCCCUGCGAAGAGAACAGCUUGAAGUUAAAUUAGACAUCCUGUUAUGGGAUAUUAUUAUGGAACCGUCAGGCGAUAAAACACUUUCGUGACAUCGUAAAGGAAGAGGUGUCUGGAUUCGACAAUAUAUAUAUCAGAGUUGCAUGAGAGCAGCCAUUAAAAAUGUGUAUGAAUCCUUUUGAUCGUGAUUCGUCCAUGGCUGAGUUUGUCUCUCUCGACACUCCUCCCUGGAGUUAAAAGAGCUGGAAACAUGAGUGGCAUCGGGCUCUCUGAAACUGAGCUACAAUUCUCUUCCCCAAAGGACUUGAUAUGAAAUCUCUGAUGCGCCGCUGGCUGUGCCUGCUCACCCUUUGCCUCCCUGUGUUGUUUUGGUUCGGACAUGUGAUCACGCGGGACGAUCCGACCCCUGCUGAGAAGAGCUCCAGGCUCAGGGGCUACAUGAGGGUCAGCCCCGGCAGGAUGGACCAGCCCCUGGACAUGCACUGCAGCCGCUGUGCCUUGGUCUCCAGCUCGGGUCAGAUGCUCGGAGCUGGCGCUGGAGAAGAGAUAGACGGGAUCGGAUGCGUGAUCCGGAUGAACAAUGCACCCACGCGGGGGUUUGAAAAAGAUGUGGGAAGCCGCACCAGUGUUCGGGUUGUGUCUCAUACCAGCGUUCCCUGGUUGGUUAAAAAUGAGAGCUACUAUUUCCAGCAAUCAGUGAACACCACGUACAUAUUCUGGGGGCCCGAGAGGAACAUGAGGCAAGACGGGAAGGGACGGAUCUUCAAUUCUCUCCUGAAAAUGGCAAAGAAGUAUCCAAGUGUCUCGAUGUACGCUCUGACCAGGGAGAAGAUUCAACACUGCGAUAAUGUGUUUCAGAAUGAAACUGGGAAAAACAGGAUGAAGACCGGGGCAUUCCUCAGCACUGGAUUCUUCACAAUGAUUCUUGCUAUAGAAAUGUGCGACAGCAUCCAUGUUUAUGGAAUGGUCAAUGAUAACUUCUGCAGCCAAGCCAACCAAAGUCCUGUUCCUUACCACUACUAUGAGAAGAGCAGGAUCAAUGAAUGCAGGAUGUACAAGGUCCACGAGCACACUCAGCGCGGGGGUCAUCGAUUCAUCACUGAGAAGGCCAUCUAUGCCAGGUGGGCAACCCAGCACAAGAUUGAGUUUAAACACCCCUCAUGGAGCCCCUGAAGAAGAAGAUAUUUACUACACAGUGUUCCUUUUACUGAGCAGCGGUAUGUCCUUUUGCCUGGUUUUUGUUCCUCUUUGUUGAAGUCUAUAGUUUUGCCUUGAACUGCUGUAGAACUUUUAUCAUAUACUGGAUUGUUACUGGUGGAACUUUAACGGUCACAAACAUUUUAAACUGGCUCAAUGUGAAUGCAGUUAGCCAGAUUUAGCUGCAUUUAGCUGCUAACAUGUGGUGGGUACCAUCCCCAGUAUUACGAAAUACAUCAGCUGUAUUAAGCCAUAUGUCAGUGUUGAUGCUGAGAAAGACUUUAGAGCCACUAAACUAGAAACUAAGAGGAGUUCAAACGAAAGCGAACACUUCUUAAUGUCUUCAUACCUGUGCCUUGAUUUUAAGUCUUAUUGUGCACUAUUUUAUGCUGCAGCUACAAUACACAUUUUUACUUUAUGAAACAGGAAGUGUAAUGAUUCCUUGCUGUGACAAAAGCAUUUUUUUAGAUCAACAGUUAAUCUGGCAUUUUUCAUUUUCAUGUAGUUGUUUAGUACUCAAACAGUUCUAACAGUUGGUCAUUUUGAAUGCCUGUAAAUGCUGCUGUAGGGCAGGUUGGUGUCAGAUGAGGCUUUUAAACACACGCUGCCAACAUGGCCUUUUUUCUUUUUACAUUCUCCAUGGGAUUUGCCGUCUUUUUAAACACUUGACUUUUAAAUGACAGCAGGAGGAGAUGUUUCUUUUGUGAGAUAUCACUAAACGCACAUGUACAGAAAGAGAUCAGCAAAGCGAUAUAAGGGAGGCUACGCUUUAUCCGAGAACAAGCUUUAGAGAAGUUUCCUUUUUUAAAUAAUUUGUUUAAACAGUGGUUACAAACCUAAAGUAACUUCAUUUACAUUGUGAAAACAAGAAAAUUAUGUUUGCAUUUUACAUUAAGAAUGGGGGAUUGCCAAUACAUUUUAGGAUUAGUUUUCUGUUGAUCAAAUAAUUGAUUAAUUGAGAAAUUUUUGCUACAAUAUCGUUCUUUUUAGUAAACUUUUGCCUUAAGACCUGACAGAGAAAUGUUAAAGAAAUGUAAUGUCAUGUUGUUCAUUGACGUGUGUCUUGUAGUCAAGCUUAAAGCUGAAGAAAAUCCCCACAAACUACUAUUACGAUACAGUUUAUUAUUUUUAAAAUAGUGAAAUAAGAUUCAGUUUAACAUAACUCAUUUGAAAGUCCUUUUUUCCCCAUUCCUCAAGUAGUUGUGGUCACUAGGAUGCCAAGCUUUAUCUAAGUGCUCAUUGACUAAACCAAAAAAAAA
Molecule: messenger RNA, 2512 nt
Organism: Labrus bergylta (ballan wrasse)
Lineage: Eukaryota; Metazoa; Chordata; Actinopteri; Labriformes; Labridae
Gene: st6galnac4
Product: ST6 (alpha-N-acetyl-neuraminyl-2,3-beta-galactosyl-1,3)-N-acetylgalactosaminide alpha-2,6-sialyltransferase 4
Biological process (GO): oligosaccharide metabolic process; ganglioside biosynthetic process
Molecular function (GO): alpha-N-acetylgalactosaminide alpha-2,6-sialyltransferase activity
Source: RefSeq, a predicted model, not a curated record